Ananas comosus (pineapple) is the source of this 423-nucleotide messenger RNA. RefSeq names its product translation initiation factor IF-2-like. The transcript has a single exon. Bases 1 to 423 code for a protein of 140 amino acids. The record is from RefSeq and is a predicted model, not a curated record. Lineage: Eukaryota; Viridiplantae; Streptophyta; Magnoliopsida; Poales; Bromeliaceae.
AUGUGCAGAAAAAACGAAGCCUGCGCGCUGGUUUGCACGUGGCCCGCGGACUGCGGACCUGCUCCUGGCCCAGCCUGCGCCUGGUUUGCACGUGGCCCGCGGCCUGGCACUGCCCACGGCCCACAGCCCGUGCAGGGUGCUCGCGGCCUGCAUGCGGCGCGCGGCUCGCGGCCCGCGGCCCGCGCGUGGCCUGCACGCAGCGAGAAGCCCGCAAGGGCCCUGCGGCCCGCGCGGCCCACGCGGCCCGCGCGCUCGCGAGGCCCGCGCGUGGCCUGCGCGGCCCGCGGCCAGCGCGUGGCCUGGGCGCAGGGCGCGGCCCGUGUGGCCUGCGCGGCCCGCGGCAAGCGCGUGGCCCGAGCGCUCGCGAGGCCCGCGCGUGUCCUGCGCGGCCCGCGGCCAGCGCGUGGCCCGGGCGCUGGCUAG